Molecule: messenger RNA, 1575 nt
Organism: Salarias fasciatus (jewelled blenny)
Lineage: Eukaryota; Metazoa; Chordata; Actinopteri; Blenniiformes; Blenniidae
Gene: slc1a1
Product: solute carrier family 1 member 1
Exons: 12
Coding region: 1-1575 (524 amino acids)
Biological process (GO): L-glutamate transmembrane transport
Cellular component (GO): plasma membrane
Molecular function (GO): glutamate:sodium symporter activity; L-cysteine transmembrane transporter activity; L-glutamate transmembrane transporter activity
Source: RefSeq, a predicted model, not a curated record
AUGAGCGGCCACAGAGAGCGGCGGGGCGUGCACGUGAGCAGCCUGCUGAGGAGGAACUGGCUGCUCAUCGCCACGGUGCUGUCGGUGAUGCUCGGCAUCGGUUUGGGGGUCGUGGUCAGAGAGUACGCCAACCUCUCACAUCUCGACAAGCAGUACUUCGGCUUCCCGGGGGAGAUCCUGAUGCGGAUGCUGAAGCUGGUCAUCCUCCCGCUCAUCAUCUCCAGCAUGAUAACAGGCGUGGCAGCCCUGGACUCGGAGGUGUCGGGGAAGAUCGGCCUCCGCGCCGUCAUCUAUUACUUCUCAACAACCAUCAUUGCGGUUAUUCUGGGGAUUAUUCUGGUGAUGACCAUCAAACCGGGAGUUUCUCAGACCGCUGAUCACAUCGACCGAUCUGGGACGACGCCCAACGUCACCACGGCGGACACGCUGCUGGACCUCCUCAGAAACAUGUUCCCAGAAAACCUGGUUCAGGCGUGUUUCCAGCAGUACAAAACCAGGCGCGAGGAGCUGCAGCCCGUCAAGCUUCCUGUCAACACGUCGGCCCCCACGAUUCCCCCUCUGACCACCAGCGUCCUGGCAGUGGUGGAGAACAUCACCAAGGACUAUCAAAUCGUGGGCUCGUACUCGGACGGGAUCAACGUGUUGGGCAUCAUCGUCUUCUGCGUGGCGUUCGGCCUGGUCAUCGGGAAGAUGGGGGAAAAAGGGCGGAUCCUGCUGGAGUUCUUUGACGCCCUGAACGAAGCCACCAUGAAGCUGGUCCAGAUCAUCAUGUGCUACAUGCCGGUGGGGAUCCUGUUCCUCAUCGCCGCGAAGAUCAUUGAGGUGGAGGACUGGGAAAUAUUCCGGAAGAUGGGUCUGUACAUGGUGACGGUGCUGAGCGGUCUAGCGAUCCACGCCACCAUCUGCCUGCCCCUCAUCUUCUUCAUCAUCGUGAGGAAGAACCCGUACACCUUCACCCUGGGCAUGGCCCAGGCGCUGGUGACGGCGCUCAUGAUCUCCUCCAGCUCCGCCACUCUGCCCGUCACCUUCCAGUGCGCCGAGGAGAACAACCGCAUCGACAAGAGGAUCACCCGCUUCGUGCUGCCGGUCGGCGCCACCAUCAACAUGGACGGCACGGCGCUGUACGAGGCGGUGGCGGCCAUCUUCAUCGCCCAGCUCAACGACUACGACCUGGACGUGGGCCACAUCGUCACCAUCAGUAUAACCGCCACCGUCGCCAGUAUCGGCGCCGCGGGCGUCCCGAACGCCGGGCUGGUCACCAUGGUGAUCGUCCUGACGGCCGUCGGGUUGCCUGCCAGCGACGUCACGCUCAUCGUCGCCGUCGACUGGCUGCUGGACCGCUUCCGCACCAUGAUCAACGUCCUGGGCGACGCCUACGGCGCCGGCAUCGUGCAGAAGCUGUCCAAGAGGGAGCUGGAGCGGAUGGACCUCAUAUCGGACGUGGACGUGGCCAACCCCUUCGCCCUGGAGCCCGGCCUGGACGACGCCGAGUGCGAGAAGAAGUCCUACGUCAACGGAGGCUUCACCGUCGACAAGACGGACGCCAUCUCCUUCACCGAGACCUCGCAGUUCUGA